Molecule: messenger RNA, 1278 nt
Organism: Oikopleura dioica
Lineage: Eukaryota; Metazoa; Chordata; Appendicularia; Copelata; Oikopleuridae
Source: the annotation of a GenBank genome assembly
AUGUCACUUUUAAAAAGAAAGAUUUGCGCAAUCCUUUCGCUUUUUCUUGUGCUUAUAUUUUUGACAAUAAAUAUUACAGUCCCAGUUAUUCUGAAAAAAUCACAUGACGCUGGAAUAAGUGAAAACGAUACCUUUGUGGAAACAACGACAAGUACCUCUAUUCUAACAACAGAUAAAACAUUGCUAGAGGAAUCGGCAACUACAACAUUUGAGAAAUUUCACAGUUCGACGGCUCAAACCACGGUUUCUGAUAUUCAAUCAACAACUCAACGAAUAACAAACCCUUCUGAAAGUCCAUCAUCAACGACUUUUAGCUCGAAUCGUAAAACGACAGACAGGACGAGUCAGGUUUCAACGACAACAGAACUGACAACAAAUGAAACAACAAGACCAACGACGAGCCCAACAACAGACCUGACAACAGAUGCGACAACAAAUCCAACGACAGACUCGAAACCAGAGCCAACAACUAAUCAAGCGAUAGAUCCAACAGCGGACUCAACAACUGACCAAACGAUUAAGCCAUCAACGAAUCCAACAACGAAAACAACAGCGGGCCUAACAACGAUUCCAUCAAUAAAUUCCACGACAAAUGCAGCAAGAAAUCCAACGACGGAACCGACAACGAAUCCAACAACAAAUCCCACGACAAACUCGCCAACAAACCUGCCAACGAUUCAAACGAGUCGUCUAACAACGACCUUUGCCGAAACAACAACUACCAUUGAGACUCCAACAACAGUAAGCUUAGCAAUCAAUGGCUUGUGUCCAAUUUUCGCUUGCCAAAAUGGUGGGCACUGCGUUGAUGACAAAAUUUGCCAUUGUCCGGAAGGUUUUGGUGGCGACUAUUGCGAGCAUGGAUCUUGCCAAGUAACGGGUUGCAGCGACCAUGGCGACUGCGAGCUUGAUGGGGGGAUUUACAAAUGCAAAUGUCAGGAGGGCUGGUACGGUUCAGAAUGCCAGUCUGAUAAUUCCUGCUUUGAAAAUCACUGCAAAAAUGAUGAAGUUUGUUUUCUCCAUCAAAAUGGCAAUGCUGAAUGUCGUCCUAACGACAUUGGAUUCAAGAAUAAAAAAGAUAAGAAAUAUGCAUAUUGCGGACUUCGGAGUGAAAACAUGCUCGUUUAUGAUGGACACCAUGAAAUAAAAUUCUACGCGACGGAAAAGAAACAUCGAUACAUUAUCGAGACUCAUGGCUGCAACAGAGAAGCUGGUUGUGUUGCCGCUUAUAAAAAAGGAAAAGCUAAUGAAUACAAAAAAAUAAAUAGAAACUUACAUUGA